AUGAGUCUUGUGACGAACCCGCAAAGCAUCAUUAUAGAAAACGGCGAUCUGUUAGAUGACCUUUACGAUGAGGGAAUCAGUAGGGAGGAGGAGCGCCUUCUUGCGGCUUUUCGUGAGAUCCGGGGCAUGAAACUCCACGGGGUGUGCAACAGCAUGGAGGUGGCGGGGCGAGGGGGGUUGCAACGAUCACGUGGAGCUGCACAACAGCGGCAACAACGGCAAGAACAUGAGGAAAAGGAAGAAGCAAGACGAGAAAACAUGCGACAGACGAAACCACGACACUUUGACCCUAAAGCUCUGGAUCGCCUCAACGUAUCCACGGUGGCUUCUCGAGCGAGAUCGCAAAAGAAAUAUAUAGAUCAAUUGAAGGAAUCGAAGGCGCAGAAGAAGUUGCUUUCGCCAAGGGCUGUCUCUCCCACUGCGACGAAGGCAGGGUUGCGCCUCUACGCAGCUGCGAUGGGGUGUCAGAGGCGCCGCGAGAACAGGCGGGCAGAGCAGGAGAGGCUACAGAAGGAGGAUGAAGAGAAAAUGACAUUUCAACCGCAGAUAUCAUCAUUUGCUAAACAGCUGGGGUGCACAGGGUAUGUGCCACUACACGAGCGCUUUAAUCACACGAGAGAAAAACUUGCCAAGGACAGGCUUCUUCGCGAGAGCGAACGAAUGAAUCGCGUCAUGGCGGGGUGCACGUUUCACCCCACGCUAGCUGUCACCUCGAGAAAGAUGGCUGCGAGGCGUCGAAAAAGUGAACCUUUCAGUGAUGCGGGGGAGCGCCUGUUUUUUGAGGGGGGAAGCCGCCUGAUACGGCAACAACUUCGAGAACGGAUUUUCGAAGAGUUGGCUGACAGUGGCGUGAUUGGCGACUUUCAGAUCUCCAACGAGGCUGCAGAGGAGUUGGUUUUGCGGUUGUGGAACUGGCAAGAGACUGCGGAUCGUAACCGGGAGGCCGCGCAGCGAGAGUACGUCCAACGUGCAACAAAGCCCUCUUCGUCAAGGUAUCGCUGUGUGCCACAACCACAGCAGGACCAAAAAUUGAGCCACAACCACACCUGUCCUUCAUCGUUGACGUCGAAAUCGCUUCCUCCGUCGGAGAACAAAGUACUGCAGCGCUUGCCGGAGGAUGACCUGCGCCGAAUCCGUUGCCGUGCUCUUUUCAGUAAGUACGCCUCCUCGGAAGAUUCUACCUCUGUUCAGUUAGCCGAGGUGAAGAGACAGGUACGUGAGCUGUUCCCUGAGGACUCCAGCAUUGUUGUGGCGUUGACUUCGCGUUUUGUCGAUGCCGAGGAGUUCAGUAAGACAGAUUUUGUGGAUAGUCUUAUGCGGUUUGAGCAGCUGCAUGGGCCACAGCCAUGGGGAAAUCCGAAAUGGGCCCACGCCAUGUCAGUCGCUGAGGAGCCGCCGUUAUUCUUUUCAUCGUCUUGUUCGGUAACACAAUGCCAAGCAGAGGCUGAAGCUACGUCGCUUGGUAACUUGCAACGAUCGAAUUUAACACAUGCAAUUCCUUUGGCGAGGAAGCGGAAGACAGAGAUGAAUGAUGGCAUGCUGUCAUGUUCUUCAUCCUACCGGCGAGCACCAUCUGCGACUUUCCGCAGAGGUUCAUCAGGAGAGGCCUUCAAUGACUUGCAGAGCUCUGAGCAGUGCCCCCAUAAGGGCCAACAAAAUGUGACGCAGUCGAUGACGAUGCAGAACGUUAGGGAGCGAACCGCUGAACAUGCUGCUAGAGAAAAACGGCGCCAGUCUUUAGAGCAAAAUGAGGCUAUACAACCUCAAAAACAUGAGGAGCUUUCGACAAGACAGCGUGGCAUUCCACGCGAGGUGCCCAACACACGUGAUACACAGGAACGGUCUUCGAGUCUAGGAAGUGUAGAGCUCUCGAGUAUCACAGAGGAAUGUGGAAGCACACCAAGCGCGAAACGGCCAGAUGAGAUUGUGACGGAGUUGGAAGCAUUGAUUGCCACCCCUCUGAAGCGUUCUGUUACGGCUUCGCCAAAGAGACCCAGUAGUCAAUGUGGACCCGCUCUCCAUGGGGACGUUGUUUCUUGCUUGCCUUCUUCACUGAGAAGACGUGCGCAGAACGUGCCUGUUCCUAGGGGCGCACGUGAUGUGGGUUACACAAAGGUGAAGGAGGGUCACCUAACACGGCAACAGCUCCUCAAAGAAGUGGAACAAGUCCUUGGUGUGGGAGCCGUUACCGUGGCAAUAGAUUAA
Molecule: messenger RNA, 2205 nt
Organism: Trypanosoma rangeli
Lineage: Eukaryota; Euglenozoa; Kinetoplastea; Trypanosomatida; Trypanosomatidae
Exons: 1
Coding region: 1-2205 (734 amino acids)
Source: RefSeq, a predicted model, not a curated record